Messenger RNA from Hemicordylus capensis (graceful crag lizard), 2249 nucleotides. It is a transcript of the gene AKAIN1, whose product is annotated as A-kinase anchor inhibitor 1. The record is from RefSeq and is a predicted model, not a curated record. Bases 116 to 322 code for a protein of 68 amino acids. The transcript is spliced from 2 exons. Lineage: Eukaryota; Metazoa; Chordata; Lepidosauria; Squamata; Cordylidae.
CCCUGCAAAACGCACGCUCUUGUUCCGCCCGCCUCUUUCUGUCUUUUUACACACGCUCUCUCGGCUUGGCCACUCUGCUCAGUACACUGUCUGUUCCCCUUGGCAGGAAGAGAUCAUGGUCUUUGCUUCAGGGGAUAAAUCUGGAAAUGACCAAGAAGAAGCCAAGCUGCAGAAUGCCAGCAAACAGAUAGUGCGUGCGGCCAUUGAACAGGCUGUACAGCAGCUCUCCCAGGAGAGCCAGCAAAAGGAGAAGGCAACAAACAGCAGUGUGAGCCUGCAGCUUGAAAGAGGUCAAUUAACCAAGAAGCAUGAAAAGAAGUAAACGCCCACUGUUUGUUCUCAUGGAUCCUCCAGUCUGCAGCACUUCCAGCCUUCUUCUUAGUAUCAGCUGUGUUGCCAAUGCAGCCUUAUGGCAGAAAAGCAAGCCAAAGUAUAAUCAGCUCAUAGCGAUAUAUGUGUGUAAAGUUGCAGUAGUCCUCAGCUGAGAAAUAGGGUUUUAAGUGCAUUAGAUAAUGUAACUUGAUAUUUAUGCAGUGCCUCUAACACAUAACGCAAUAAUGCCGUGGCUACUGAAGUCGUGUCAUCUUCUAAGAGUACAGCUCUAUAUUCAAAACAUGUCCUGUACUUCAGUGUAUGCCCUCAGUGUCUAGUUGACUAGGAUAUGUCUCUUUGGAGGUUCCAGUUGCACAGGAGUCCAUUAUAUUGACAGACAGCAGAAUCUGUCAGAAUAUGUGCUUUCAGCCUUCUUGAAGCACAAACCUGGAUGCAGUUUUGAGUGCACACUGUAGGAUACAAAAUUGAAGCAAUAAAAUGGAACUGGAAAUAUUCACAAACAAAUCUCUCAUAAACUUGUUGUCCACCAUUAUUCAUUCGUCCAUUCACUCACUCACUCACUCACUCACUCACUUGAGAUAUCUGUCGGGCUGAGGUCUUUCAAAGCAGUUCACAUAUUAUUAAAAACACAGAGUUAUCCAGUACAGAGGUAGGCAUGCUUAAGCUUGCCAAUUCCAGCACUUACUCUUUUCAUUCAUAUUUUUAAAAAUAUGAAACUAUAUCGGGCACAAUCCAGAGAAAGAUAGGUAUUACUGGGUUCCAUAAAAAUCAAUUGAACUUAAGGAGUUUUAACUCUUUCAUUAAAUUAUUUUUUAUUUCAAUCAGCUAAGAAUGCCAAACUCUUUUUAGACUGUGCUCCUUCCUUGGUUUCAUUUUAUUUACUUAUUUAGUUAUUGAGUUAGUUUCAUUUAUGAAAUUCCUAUACUGCUCUUCAGCAAAAACUUUUUCUAAUGCUAAUUCACAUGAAUUUAAAUAUAUAGCAGCUAGUUCAUAUGCGGAUUUAUAGUAUGUUAAAAAUCAGUGGGCAUUAUCUAGCAACUUGAUGAAUAACUCUUGAUUCAUUUCCAAAAGGCCUGUGCAGGGAAAGUUCACAGUGGAGUUGCCUUAAGUAUAAGAGAACAAAAGAAGGUGGCAAUAGAGCUUUGCGAGAUGAGAAUAUAGUAGUCAUAAGCAUUCCCCAUGUUAAAAGGAAGUUUAACAUGGCUAUUGGUCACUUAGGUAGAUGAGGUACCAUAGUUAGGAUGUUUUGAAGGAAAUACCACAAUAACACAGAUGAAGUUUUUCUGCUAAGUGUUUGCUCAUUAGUCUUACUCUAGAGUUGUUCAUUAGUCUUACUCUAGGGCUGAUCUGAACCCAGUUUGACCCAUUGAAAAUAUCUUCAUGGCUGCAGCCCAGGGGUGUAACGAGGCUGCAGUGGGCCCAGAGACAAAAUUUUAAAAUGGGCCCCUCGCUGAUACACACACACACUCACUUCACAUGUGACUUGCCUCUGGGGGGCCCCUCGAGGCGUGGGGGCCCCCAGGCAGCCACCUCCCCUUGCCUAAUAGUAGUUACGCCCCUGCUGCAGCCAAGUAAUUCAAAAGCACAGAUUACACUUCAUGUAUGCAAUGUCUUCUCUUCUAUGAAGCAGAAGAAUGCUUCUCGGGAGAUAUGCAGAGUCAUAUUGUAGGAGGGAAAUGGGAAGCCAGUGCAUGUAUGGGCUUUGGAUCAUGUUCACUGUAUACAAUAACUGUAAGCAUCGAGAAAAAGACAUUGCUUCACUAUUCUCAUGCUGGGCUUUCUAUAUUAUUUUGGUCCAUGAGAGCCUUCCAGGCAGUUAUACUUGUCAUAUAUAUCUAGUCCCUGUAUAAAAGGCAACCAGAUAUUAAGGUGCAGUCUCACAGUCUGUUUUAAUGUUUUGAAUAAAUAUGACAAAA